AUGUUCAUCUAUCUAUCUAUCUAUUUCAGUCUAAAACAUAUCUAUCUAUCUAAUUUAUAUGUAAGCAAUCUACUGAUAUCUAUCCAUUUAUCUAACUAUCUAUCAUCUAUUUCAUAUCUAUAUAUCUAUCUCAAUCUACUCAUAUCUAUCUAUCUAUUUCAAUCUACUCAUAUCUAUCUAUCUAUCUAUCUAUCUAUCUAUCUAUCUCAGUCUGCUGACAUCUAUCUAUCUGAGUCUCUAUCUAUCUAUCUAUCUAUCUAUCUAUCUAUUUCAAUCUACUCAUAUCUAUCUAUUUCAAACUACUCAUAUCUAUCUAUCUAUCUAUCUAUCUAUUUCAAUCUACUCAUAUCUGUCUAUCUAUUUCAAUCUACUCAUAUCUAUCUAUCUAUCUAUCUAUUUCACUCUACUCACAUCUAUCUAUCUCAAUCUACUUUAUCUUUCUAUCUAGCAAGUAAUCAAAAUACACUAUCUAUCUAUCUAUUAAGCAAUGAAAAUACACUAUCUAUCCAUCUAUCUAUCUAUCUAUCUGUUACUAUAUGGAAAAUCGCGGUCUUGCCAACUCUUCUUUAUUUCACCACCAUCUUGUGGCACCGACGUUGGCGAAAAGAGUCAACCGGUGUUUCCCUUCAUUGUGCACCUCAUUAUACGACAUCCGGCGUCCGUGUUUUCUCAACACUUUGUUGGUGGAUUACGAAAAAAUCAUUCGGGGUUCCAUCUAUCUAUGUGAGUCUAUUCAUAUCUAUCUAUCUAUCUAUCUAUCUAUCUAUCUAUCUAUCUAUCUAUCUAUGUCAAUAUAUUCAUAUCUAUCUAUCUGUCAAUAUAUUCAUAUCUAUCUAUGUCAGUCUAUUCAUAUCUAUCUAUCUAUCUAUGUCAAUAUAUUCAUAUCUAUCUAUCUAUCUAUCUAUCUAUCUAUCUAUCUAUCUAUCUAUCUAUCUAUGUCAUUCUAUUCAUAUCUAUCUCUCUAUAUCAUUCUAUUCGUAUCUAUCCAUCUAUUUAUCUAUACCAUUCUAUUCAUUAUCUAUCUAUCUAUCUAUCUAUUUAUGGAUGAUGACAUUCUUGGAAAUAAUACAGACUUUGUUAGUGGAUUACGAAAAAAUCAUUCGGGGUUCCAUCUAUCUAUGUGAGUCUAUUCAUAUCUAUCUAUCUAUCUAUCUAUCUAUCUAUCUAUCUAUCUAUCUAUGUCAGUAUAUUCAUAUCUAUCUAUUUACAUCAAUAUAUUCAUAUCUAUCUAUCUAUCUAUCUAUCUAUCUAUCUAUCUAUCUAUCUAUUUAUCUUUGUCAAUAUAUUCAUAUCUAUCUAUCUAUCUAUAUCAUUGUAUUCAUUAUCUAUCUAUCUAUGUCUUCAUAUCUAUCUAUCUAUCUAUCUAUCUAUCUAUCUAUCUAUCUAUCUCUAUAUAUAAAAAAAAUAUAA
Messenger RNA from Acanthosepion pharaonis, 1410 nucleotides. The record is from the annotation of a GenBank genome assembly. NCBI's taxonomy places the organism in Eukaryota, Metazoa, Mollusca, Cephalopoda, Sepiida, Sepiidae.